AUGACACAGAACAAAUUCGUCAACGACUUUACAAAGGAAGAAACUGAUGCUGUUACCAAGCUCAAGGCUUCGUUGCCUGACAUUCUCAAGACCGCAUUCAAGAGCGAAGGUGAACCUGAGCCCUACAAGUUGUGGGACAUUGCCCUUGAUAAGGAUUCAACCGAUGAGCGAUUGGACGUUUUGCUUGUCAAGUUCCUGCGAGCUAGAGAAUUGGACCUUGAAGCAGCAACCAAGAUGCUUUCUGACAGCAUUGCCUGGCGACGUGAAUUCAAGGCCGACACAAUCCUCGACGAAGAGUUUGAUGAAGCCAUCUUUGGCAGUGUUGGAUACAUCCAUGAACAUGAUAAGGAGGGUCGUCCAGUAUGCUACAACUUUUAUGGUGACCUUGACCAAGAAAAGGUGUUUGGCGAUCCCGAAAAAUUCAUUCGAUGGCGUGUGCAGUUGAUGGAAAAGGGUGUCAAGCUUGUAGACUUUGUCAACGUCGAUUCAAUGAUCCAGGUUCAUGAUUACAAGGGUGCCUCCAUGUUUGGUCGUACUGCAAACGCCAAGGCAGCCACCAAGGAUAUCAUCAAGAUCAUGCAGGACAACUACCCUGAAUUCCUGGCUACAAAAUACUUUGUGAAUGUGCCAUGGUGGGGAAGCAAAAUCUUUAAGCUUGUACGUCCAUUGCUCCCUGAAGCCACUGUUAAAAAGUUUAUUGUAUGCUCAAAUGACGAGUUGAUCGACACGCUCAGUGAAAAGAUCCCAGUGGAGAACUUGCCAGCUGUGUAUACUGCAUCAUCAUCAUCAGAAAGUCAACGUGCCACAACUACUACUUCUGCUGCUGCCGCUACACCCAAAGAGGAAGAAUCAAAGGUACAAGAGGAACAAUCCAAGGAGGCUGAUACGAGGGCGGCGGAUAAAAAGGAGGAUGCGGAGGUUUCGACAUCUGCCAAGAAUGAAGCAGCAGCUGAGGAAGAAAAAACAACAUCCAAAUCAGCUAAUGAUGAGGAGGAGCCCACCAAGAAAGAAGAGGAGCCCACCAAGAAAGAAGAGGAGCCCACCAAGAAAGAAGAAGAGCCUAUCAGCAAAAAGGCUGAAAAGCAACCUGCCACUGCUUCCGAAUCAAACGACGCCUAA
This is a messenger RNA of Lichtheimia ornata, 1119 nucleotides long. RefSeq lists its product as uncharacterized. The transcript is spliced from 6 exons. Gene Ontology annotation, molecular function: lipid binding. Lineage: Eukaryota; Fungi; Mucoromycota; Mucoromycetes; Mucorales; Lichtheimiaceae. The record is from RefSeq and is a predicted model, not a curated record. The coding region runs from base 1 to 1119 and encodes 372 amino acids.